Dentiscutata erythropus is the source of this 2781-nucleotide messenger RNA. The record is from the annotation of a GenBank genome assembly. NCBI's taxonomy places the organism in Eukaryota, Fungi, Glomeromycota, Glomeromycetes, Diversisporales, Gigasporaceae.
AUGUCCGAAACAGCUCAAGCUCCUACUUCUAAGGAAGAACAUCUGGGAAUUACUGUCCCAGAAGAAACUCCUUCAGAAAGUUCUACAGCACGACCAAAUAUUAUUCAAUCGUUACUACGACGUGUACUACCAAGUAGUGAAAGAAAAAAAGAAAUAAUAAGUAUUUAUGAUGAUGAAUGGGUAGAGCAGGAUAUUAUAAGAAUAGUGGUAGAACCACAUAGAGUAUUACAUUUAUUAAGUGAGGAUGAUCGAAAUAUUUAUGAGGAAAUGAAAAAAUGGGUAGAAGAUAAUCCGAAUGAGGGACUAUCUGAAUGUAUUGAAGAAUUUGGGACUAGACCAUUAGGUGACGCCUUAGCGAAGGUGCUUUACAACUUCCCAUUCCCUGACUUCAUUCUCACAUUUAAUGAUAGCGAUCUAAGAGUUGAUCAUAAAAAAGAUCAAAAAGUUAGAGAUAUUAGAAAUCAAAAACGAAGGAAUUUCCAUCGAUUAUUGUUGAAGUCUGGUUUAGUCAUCGAACAAGAACAAGAUGCUGCUAGUCAAAAUGUAUAUAUUAAAUUGUUUGCUCCAUUUGAAAAAUUAUGCGAACAGGCAGAAGUGAUCAAAUUGAGGAUGAGAUUAGAUACAUCAAGUAUGCAAGAACUAAAAGAACUAGAUGAGUUAAUUCCUCAAACGCAACGACAUGUUGCCAUAAUCAUGAGAUAUUUCACACAUCCUAUAAAUUUAAAAAAACAAUCAGCUAUUUUUAAGACUGAAAAAAUAAGACAAUUUCGAGGUGCUGAAGAAUUCAGAUCUAGAUCUGAUAUUAUAAUGAAUUUUUUUUCAAUGUCAAGAAGGAAUUUAAUGGUUUAUAGAAUAAUAGUAAUAGCCAAUCAAAUUCAAAAAAAAGUUAAUCAAGUUUUGGUUAAACGUCAAAUUAAAUCGUUAUCGAUUCAAAAUUUAGUCCUAAACAAAGUAUAUCUUAGUUAUUUUCCAUUGCAUGAUGGUCAUUAUAAACAUGAUGAUACAAUUCAUGUUGAAAGAUUGGUAGCAGAAAGUUUUUAUGGUGAACCGACAUAUAAAUCUAUUGAUGAUGAUCGCAAACCAAUUCUUGAAAGCGUUAGUGAUAAAGAUGAUGGUGAAAGAUCUAUUUCUGAUAGAAAACAUGUUGUGGAUUUAAAUAAACGAGCAUGGCUAUUUGAUAAUUGGGUUAGAAGUUUUAAUAGACAACCAUUAGAAGAGAUUAGAAAAUAUUAUGGAGAAAAAGUGGCAUUAUAUUUUGCUUGGUUAGGUUCCUAUACCACUUGGUUGACGAUAUCAUCCAUAGCUGGUAUAAUUGUUGUUAUAAAUGGGACAAUACAAGGCUUAAAGACGCAUGCAUUUAAAGGGGCACUUAAAGGCGAUGUUUCUGGAAUUUCUAUUAUUUGGGAUAAUUCAUUGACAGCGCCUUUUGCUCUUUUUAUGUCUGUAUGGUCGGUAUUGUUUUUGCAAUUUUGGAAAAGAACCAAUGCGUCAAUUCAAUAUGACUGGGAUAUUACAGAAUUUGAGAAAGAAGAGCUACCAAGGCCAGAGUUUUAUGGGACAGAACUUCGUAAAUCACCGAUCACGAUGAAAAACGAAAUUCACUUCCCAUUUCAUCAGAGGCUUCAAAAAUUGAUCGUUUCUGGUAUGGUUGUUUUUGUUUCUUUGUGGAAUGAGGUUGGAAUUUGGACUUCAGUUUUAGCAGCUUGUGUGAAUUUGAUUACUAUAUUGAUCUUGAAUAUGUACGCAGGUGAAAUUGUGAAACAAACAAACAUCGGAUGUGAUUAUCAAAAUUGUAUGAUAGAACUUACAAUUCAAUUAGCGAUUAUAUUAGUUGGCAGGCAAAUCAUUGGACAAUUUCAAGAAAUACUUAUACCGUGGAUUAGUGGUAAAAUUAACAGAACGGUAAUUUUAAGUGAAAUAGAAACAUUAAGAGAAAAAUACAGGCGCUCUGGUAGGAAAAAUACUGAGGUACCUCAGUGGGUCCAUGAUGAUCGAUUAUCACGUUCACUUGGUACUAUAAUUGAAUAUGAAGAAAUGGUCAUUCAAUUUGGAUUUAUUUCAUUAUUUGGACCUGCUUUUCCGUUAGCCCCUUUGUUUGCUUGGUUAAAUAACAUUACUGAGAUUAGAUCUGACGCUUUUAAAUAUAUUGUAGAAACACAAAGACCAGUAGGCUUCUUAACCCAAGAUAUUGGAAUGUGGGAAACUAUUUUAAACAUUAUAGCUUUUAUGGCAGUAUUAACAAAUGCCAUAAUUAUUGCAUUUCAUUCUACAUGGAUGAAACUAUAUCUUCAAAAAAUUAUUACCAACCCUGAUAAUGAAUUUGAGUUAUUGGUUGCCAGAUUGACUUUCAUAAUGAUUUUUGAGCAUGCAUUUUUUUUGAUACAACUGUUUAUUGCAUAUAUAAUACCCGAUAUUCCACGCACUGUUCGAUUAGCAACAGAAAGAGAGAAAUAUUUAGUAAAAUUGACAAUGGAAGAUACAUUACCCGCUUUGGAUGAAUUUUUAUCAACCAAUGAUGAGACUGAUACUUCAUUAUUUGAUCCUAAUGGUGAAUUAAAAUUACCAAAAUACACGAUUGAUGAAGGUAUUAUAGCUAGAAGUAGAUCAGGAUUUAAAUAUGGAAUUGGAGGUAUUAUUAGUGAUACGGGUAAGGCUGUUGGUGGAGCUGUUAGUAAUGUUGAAGAAAUUGCUGGAGGAGUUAUUAGUGAUGUAGGUGCCGCUGUUGGUAGCAUGAUUGGUACAACUGAUAAUGCUGAAAAAGAUCAGAAAGAAAAAAAGUGA